GGCCCACCGGAAUCCCGCCCCCCGCUCCCAGCGUGCUUUGCGGGCGUGUGUGGAGAGCGCGGCCUGGUUCCCGCGUCGCGCCCUCGCCGCCGCCGCCGCCGCCGCCAUGUCGGACUACAGCCCCGCCGGGCCGCCGCCCGCCGCCGGGCCGCCCGGGGGGGCCGCUAACGCCGCCAACGCCGCCGCCGGGCCGCCGCCGCCGGGCGGCGCGGGCGCGGGGGGGGCCGCGGGCGGCGGGCCGGGCCCGGGCGGCGCGGGGGGCGGCCCGCCCGGCGGCAUCCGCAAGGACGCCUUCGCCGACGCCGUGCAGCGGGCCCGGCAGAUCGCGGCGAAAAUCGGGGGCGACGCGGGCACCGCGGUGAACAACAGCGCGCCCGACUUCGCCUUCGGGGGGCAGAAGCGGCAGCUGGAGGACGGAGACCAGCCGGAGAGCAAGAAGCUGGCGGCGGCGCCGGGGGACGGUGAGCGGGGCCGGGCGGGGGCCGGGGCGGCGGCGCCGCGGGGGGACCCGGGGACGCGGCCCGGGCUGCCACCGGCCCCCGGCAGCGCCGGCCUCCCCGGGGCGCCCGCGCCGCGCGCUCACGGCCCUUCCCUUCCAGCGCUGCCCACCCAGCUGGGGCCCGUCCACCCCCCGCCCAGGUCGACGGUGACGGAGGAGUACCGGGUGCCCGACGGCAUGGUGGGACUCAUCAUCGGCCGGGGCGGGGAGCAGAUCAACAAGAUCCAGCAGGACUCGGGCUGCAAGGUGCAGAUCUCCCCAGACAGCGGCGGCCUCCCGGAGCGCAGCGUCUCCCUCACCGGCUCCCCCGAGGCCGUGCAGAAGGCCAAGAUGAUGCUGGACGACAUCGUGUCGCGGGGCCGCGGGGGGCCCCCGGGGCAGUUCCACGACAACGCCAACGGCCAGAACGGCACAGUGCAGGAGAUCAUGAUCCCCGCCGGCAAGGCCGGCCUCGUCAUCGGCAAGGGCGGCGAGACCAUCAAGCAGCUCCAGGAACGAGCCGGCGUGAAGAUGAUCCUCAUCCAAGACGGUUCUCAAAACACCAACGUGGACAAGCCGCUGCGCAUCAUCGGUGACCCCUACAAGGUGCAGCAAGCCUGCGAGAUGGUGAUGGACAUCCUGCGCGAGCGCGACCAGGGCGGCUUCGGCGAGCGCAACGAGUACGGCUCCCGCAUCGGCGGCGGCAUCGACGUGCCGGUGCCGCGGCACUCGGUGGGCGUCGUCAUCGGCCGCAGCGGCGAGAUGAUCAAGAAGAUCCAGAACGACGCCGGGGUGCGGAUACAGUUCAAGCAAGACGACGGGACGGGCCCCGAGAAGAUCGCCCACAUCAUGGGCCCCCCCGAGCGCUGCGAGCACGCCGCCCGCAUCAUCAACGACCUGCUGCAGAGCCUGCGGAGCGGCCCCCCCGGGCCCCCGGGGCCAGGCAUGCCCCCCGGGGGGCGGGGGCGGGGGCGCGGCCAGGGCAGCUGGGGCCCCCCCGGCGGCGAGAUGACCUUCUCCAUCCCCACCCACAAGUGCGGGCUGGUCAUCGGCAGAGGCGGGGAGAACGUCAAAGCCAUCAACCAGCAGACGGGGGCCUUCGUGGAGAUCUCGCGGCAGCUGCCGCCCAACGGCGACCCCAACUUCAAGCUCUUCGUCAUCCGCGGCUCCCCGCAGCAGAUCGACCACGCCAAGCAGCUCAUCGAGGAGAAGAUCGAGGGUCCGCUGUGCCCCGUGGGGCCGGGGCCGGGCCCGGGGGGGCCGCCGGGGCCCGCCGGCCCCAUGGGCCCCUUCAACCCGGGCCCCUUCAACCAGGGCCCGCCGGGAGCCCCCCCGCACCCCGGGGGCCCCCCCCCGCACCAGUACCCCCCCCAGGGCUGGGGCAACACCUACCCGCAGUGGCAGCCGCCGGCCCCCCACGACCCCAGUAAAGCGGCGGCGGCGGCCGACCCCAACGCCGCCUGGGCCGCCUACUACUCGCACUACUACCAGCAGCCGCCGGGGCCGGUGCCGGGGCAGCCGCCGGCCCCCGCCGCCCCCCCGGUGCAGGGGGAGCCCCCCCAGCCCCCCCCCACCGGCCAGUCCGACUACACCAAGGCCUGGGAGGAGUACUACAAGAAAAUAGGCCAGCAGCCCCAGCAGCCCGGGGCCCCCCCGCAGCAGGACUACACGAAAGCCUGGGAGGAAUAUUACAAAAAACAAGCGGCCCAGGUGGCCACCGGCGCCGGCCCCGGGGCCCCCCCUGGCCCCCAGCCCGACUACAGCGCGGCCUGGGCCGAGUACUACCGGCAGCAGGCGGCCUACUACGGACAGACCCCGGGGGCCGCCGGCCCCGCGCCCCCCCCCACGCAGCAGGGACAGCAGGCUCAGUGAACCGAAUGUGAACCCCCCGUCCGUGACCCCCUUUUGUUUUUCGGCGCGGCCGCGGCCGGCCCGGGGCGGCGACCGGCCCCCCCCGCGGCCCCCCCCCCGCCGCCGCCGCCGCGGCCCCCUGGCCCGGCCCGGCCCAGCCCCCGCCCCGCCGGGCCCCGGCCCCGCCGCCGCCGUAGCAGGUAGCGACUAACCCGGGCGCGGGCGGCGGCGGGGGGGGCGGCGCGGCGCGGCCCCUCCCGGGACGGCGGCCACCGUACGCUCAGUUUUUACUUUUUACCGCUUGUUUUUAACUUCACAAAUAAACGAUAACAAAACCUCC
Dromaius novaehollandiae (emu) is the source of this 2669-nucleotide messenger RNA. It is a transcript of the gene KHSRP, whose product is annotated as KH-type splicing regulatory protein. The record is from RefSeq and is a predicted model, not a curated record. The transcript is spliced from 19 exons. The coding region runs from base 107 to 2350 and encodes 747 amino acids. Gene Ontology annotation, molecular function: mRNA binding. Gene Ontology annotation, cellular component: nucleus; cytoplasm. Gene Ontology annotation, biological process: regulation of DNA-templated transcription. Lineage: Eukaryota; Metazoa; Chordata; Aves; Casuariiformes; Dromaiidae.